CGGAUGAGCUUCGGGCUUCGCAGACUGCGGCAUCGGGAGCGGUCCGUGUGGAUGUCAUACUUCAGGAAUUCUGAUUUACUUGCACCAGCCUGAGAGUGUUGGGUCGCCCUGAGAGCGAAUGGCCCUGUUCUGUUGAUGCGCUGCGGAUACAUGAAUUGGACCACUUUUUGAGAUUCCGUCAUACUUGGUAGUACGCAGUUCUAGCUACCGGAUCCUACAAUGGCUGCGACAACAAGGCUUGUAGUAGCAGGUGGAAGUGGAUUCCUGGGGUCUAGAAUCUGCAAGUCCGCCGUCACCCGAGGGUGGGAUGUCGUCUCCCUGAGUCGACAUGGCGAGCCCGCAUGGGACACAGUCUCCUCGUCUGCUAAUCCUCCGCGAUGGGCAAAGUCUGUGAACUGGGUCAAGGCCGACGUCAUGGACCCUACCACGUAUCUGCCACAUCUCAAGAACGCUACGGCCGUCGUGUACUCACUGGGCAUCAUUUUGGAAGCGGACUACAAAGGAAUUGUACGGGGAAAAGAAUCGCUGUUCGGCGGCAUACAGAAGUUGUUCUGUUCGUCUAAAUCACUAGAAAACGGAAAACAAAAGAAUCCGCCACACUUAAGCUAUGCGGUCAUGAAUAGAGACCUAGCUCUAACGCUAGCAAAACACUCGUCCAACGAGAACGUCCCGACCUUUGUCUACAUCUCUGCGGAAGCGGGUGGACCCAUCUUGCCCUCAGGAUACAUCACGUCAAAAAGACAAGCGGAGUCCUUGAUUUCGACGGAUUUCCCAAAUAUGCGUAACAUCUACGUCCGACCCACGUUCAUGUACGAUUCAUCUCGUAAAAUGACAAUGCCGAUUGCGUUGGGCGGGAUAGUAGGAUCCGAAGUCAACAACUUGCUCGGCGGUAGGCUAUCAUUCAUGGGAAUUAUGACCGCUAAACCAUUAAAGGUUGGCACCGUCGGCGAAGCGGUAGUCGAGGCUAUUGGAGACGGCGUAACGAAGGGUGUGAUGAAUCCUAGGAAGAUCGAAGACUUGGCGACUAAGGGUUGGAGGAGGACCAUGCUUUGAAGCAGGGCGUAGCCCACAUUUUCUCCCGUCAGCCAUCAUUCUUGUGGCAAGAAUGUGUAUAAUAUGGGUGUAUUUUGCAUUGCUGGUCCGGAUAUUUUUUUUGUAAAUUAUCGAUCUCGGCUCCGGGAAAACCUCUCAGAUCAUCGUUCCUCGUUCG
Molecule: messenger RNA, 1210 nt
Organism: Coccidioides posadasii C735 delta SOWgp
Lineage: Eukaryota; Fungi; Ascomycota; Eurotiomycetes; Onygenales; Onygenaceae
Cellular component (GO): mitochondrion
Molecular function (GO): protein-containing complex binding
Source: RefSeq, a predicted model, not a curated record